GGCUCCCGACGCUGUAGUCCAGGGGGAUGGGGCCACCCUCUCACAUGCUCCAGCAGAGGCCAGUCUCCAGGAGGUAAACCGAGCCCAGCUCAGGAAUCCUUCAAAGACACCAGGGUUGGGGCUGCUUCUGUCCAGUUGAGCAGUUCUUUCUUCUAGAUACCCUGAAAACCAGGGAGGGAGGUGGGCCUGGUGGCGUCCCUCCUCUUACAGUCCAAGAAUGCUGGACUCCUCAGUGGCAGAUGCAAUGACCCGACUGACCCUAAAACUCUUAGAGAAGAAACUGGAGCAAGAGCGUGAGAAUGUGGAAGGGGAUUCUGAGGACCCUCACUUCGUGCCAGGAAAUGAGGACAGGCCGGAUGCAGCUGUACUGAGUGCUCUGAGGAGGAGGAAAGACCUUCUGCAGAGACUCUGGGAACAGCACCUCCUGGAGGAGGUGUCCCAGCCCCGAGCCCCGAGCGGGGUGAACAGAGGAGGAGCCUGGGGAUCAGCACUGCCCCCAGAGGUGGCCCCGGUGGGCAUCCGCCCUGCUGUCUCCCCACCCCCGCCAGCCCUGGAGCCACCACACAUUAUCCAACACUCAGUCCCCCAGCCUCCUGCCACCAUUAUUCAACAACUACCUCAGCAGCCACUCAUCGCACAGAUUCCCCCUCUCCAGGCCUUCCCCACUCAAAGGUCAGGAAGUAUUAAGGAAGACAUGGUGGAGAUGAUGCUGAUGCAGAAUGCACAGAUGCACCAGAUCAUUAUGCAAAACCUGAUGCUCAAAGCCCUGCCCUCUGGGGGAUCACAGGCCGCCCCUCUGCAUUCCACCCCACAGAGGCAGAAGCCGCCCUCCGUGCAUCACCACCACCACUAUGCACCCCCAGCCCAGCUGCAGGCCUCCCCGGCGGGUUACUCCAUGUGGCCCCCAGUGGUCUCAGCCACCAUCCCCCCACCUGCUUCCGGCUUCCUGCACCACAUGGCCGGCCCCUCCUUGGCAGCCCUUAGUGGGUAAGUCAAGGCCAGCUUCUUGGGUCUGUGGAGCGGGAGUACCCUAGGGCCUGGGUGGUACCUCCCCACCCCUGCUGACAAGCCAGGGGACCCCUGUCUUUGUCAGGUCCGUAGGCUGUAGCAGGGAAUUUGGAAAGGCCCUGCUGUCUUCCAGAGGGAGGCAGGUGGGUCUUUGGCAGGAUCAGCCCGUGGUGGUCGAGGGUUGAAAAUGGACCCCAUGCCCACCUCCAGGGAAGCUGCUUGUGGCCUGGGUCAUUUGUUCAGCCCAGCAGGAGUGGUGCUGGGAGUAUGAGCAGGGCUGUGGGGACCCCCACCUGAGCUCUGGCAGCACGACUCACCUGUAGCAUGGUGUCUGUAAGCCAGGCCAGGGCAGUAACUGCACCCCGAUAUCUUGGCUUUCCUAGGGUGGCAUCUGAUGGCAUCCUGCCCACACAGGCUCCGGGCCUGUGAAACUCCACGUGUGGGCUCAGUAAGCAGCAGGGUCCCAGUUCCCCAGCAGGUGUGGUCGGGGAGGCCCGGCAGAGGCCUGAAGCCUCGGCCCUGGAUGCUGGACUGCCAGGCACGAGGAAAUACAGGGAUUUCACCAGGAGGGAUGGCCCAGUUAGCCGUAUAAACUGUUAAACCUUCCUGUGGAAGAAAUACCAGAAACAAGUCAAAUAUGAUGACGACUGGGAGGUCUGCCUGCCACGAGCGGCCGAGGUGAGGGCUCCUGCCAGUCUCAAGAAGUGAAGCAGACAGCAGUCGGGGAUCUCUCGUGGGAGAGUAUCUUUCCAUGCGGGUCUGCGUGGCUCCUUCUACAAGUCAAACACCAAGUUGAAUGUGGUUCCUUUCGAAGAUGGCUGAGGAAAGGGAGCUUUCUCUGCAUUUGUUCCUUUUGGUUCUGUCAGGGCUUCCGGUGUGAACGUCACCUUUAGUCUUUCUUCAUUUUCUGUGACUUUUUUUUCUUGGUGGAAUGAUGUUCCCUUGACAUGUUAAUAUAAUUUUCACAUGAAUGUCACAUUUAAACGUUACAGCUGUUUUCAUCUACCCCUUUUGGGAAAACCUAUUUUCCCCAAGUUCUGCACCAGCGAGAGCCCUGCCUCCUUGGACCCUGCAGGCUCCUGGGAUGUUGGCCCAGGGAAGGGGAUGACCACGUGGCGGCCAGGAUGCCUCCAGGGCGGGAGGGCGGCAGGGGCCCCCACCACGUGCCUGGCACACGCAUCUCUUGUGAAAGGCAAUUAAAGG
This is a messenger RNA of Acinonyx jubatus (cheetah), 2211 nucleotides long. It is a transcript of the gene CC2H21orf58, whose product is annotated as chromosome C2 C21orf58 homolog. The coding region runs from base 218 to 991 and encodes 257 amino acids. The record is from RefSeq and is a predicted model, not a curated record. NCBI's taxonomy places the organism in Eukaryota, Metazoa, Chordata, Mammalia, Carnivora, Felidae. The transcript is spliced from 7 exons.